AUUUUCAAUAUCGUCUGUCUCUAAGAUAUUCUGGAAGUAUAUCAAGUUUAUAAUUCAUCCGGCUCCAGAAUAUUCUAUCAACCCACAUUUCAUUCUAAGUGUUUGGAUGACUUUCUCCACCCCCCAAAACUCAUUGGCUUUUCCCAAGCCUUUAGUGGGAACCCUCUAAUUCAUUAUUGUAAAGCACACCACUGUCUUGAUCGGCGUCAGUGUCAGUGCUGCCCCAGCAGAGUGGAAUUUCACCGCAGACAUCAUGGUCAGGAUCAGCAACAUGGGAAUUGUCUCUUUGUGCAUAGUAUUGCUGCUGGGGUCAGAGAUCUGCAUAGCAGCAAGGCAAGAACUGAUAGUUACCACCAUCAAGCAAGACCCCUACACAAUGAGCAAGGGCUCACAGUUGGAAGGCUACUGUAUGGAUCUGCUCGCUGAGCUGGCUAAGAAACUGGGUUUCAAAUACAAAGUUCACCUGGUGAAGGAUGGAGCGUAUGGCCGGCAGGAUGAAAGUGGAAACUGGAACGGAAUGAUUGGGGAGGUUGUUAGAGGGGAAGCUGAUCUCGCAGUGGCUCCCCUCACUCUCACUGCUGCCCGUGAGAAGGCAGUGGGAAUGACAAAACCUUACAUGCAGACCGGAAUCAGUAUCCUCCUCCGCAAAGAUAUAGUUUCUGAAGAGGCCGGGUUUUUUGACUUCCUCUCCCCCUUCUCUGGGGAGACCUGGUUCGGCAUCCUGAUUGCAUACUUUGUGACUGCAGUCUGCAUCUGCAUUGUGGGAAGGUUGAGUCCAUGUGAAUGGAGUCAGCCUGAGACAGAGCCAAAUCACUUCACUCUCCUCCACAGUUUGUGGUACGCUGCGGGAGCCCUAAGCCUGCAAGGUGCAGGCCCUCACCCUAAAGCUGUGUCAGGAAGGGUUAUCAGUUGUACCUGGUGGUUGUUUGCCGUGGUGCUGCUGGCCUGUUAUUUUUCCAGCCUCAGUUCCUCUCAGGGGCCUGACUCUGCACCGCUCAUGAUUAAAGGUUUUGAGGACUUGGCUAAUCAGGACGUAAUAGAAUAUGGAACACUUUCCGGCUCCUCCACCCUUGCCUUCUUUAAGAACUCAAAUAACCCAUCUUACCGUCGCAUAUAUGAGCACAUGGAGCGGAGAAAGAGUUUUGUGUCCUCCAUGGAUGAGGGUGUCCAGAGAGCAAAGGAAGGAAACUAUGCUUUUAUUGGAGAAUCAGUGUCCUUGGACUUGGCUGUGGCACGCCAUUGUGAACUGGUCCGGGCGCAUGAGGUCAUCGGGAUGAGAGGUUACAGCAUUGUAACUCCUCUUGGAUCUGCAAUGCUGAAGAACCUGAGUGUGGCCAUCCUGCAGCUGAGUGAGGCUGGGGAGCUGGCGUACCUGCGCACUAAGUGGUGGGCCAGCAGCUGUAUACCAGAUAGUGCCAAAGGCUCGUCUCUGAGGGCCCAUAGCAUGAAGGGCAUCUUCCUGGUUCUGGCUAUAGGCCUUGGGAUUGGAGUUCUGCUCUCCUUGUUUGAACUCACCUCAAAGUCUCGCAGCACUGCAGGGGAGCAGAAGAAAUCCUGCUGUGCAGUUUUGACUCAGGAGCUGAGCCAGCGUUUGAGAAUGACCAGCACAAAGGGAGACCAGGAAACCUCAGACAAAAACAAGGCAUAAAAUGCUCAACAACCAAUGUAAUAUGCAAGUCUUACAUUAUUAGGUUUGUACAUUAUCUGGUGCUAGGCAUUAUUACUUAUUAUUUACCAAGUUAGAAAAAUAUAUUUUUUAACAUUUUCUAUUUUGAACUGAUUUAGAUAAGCUGUACUAAAACUGCAGCACAUAACACAUAAUCCUAUUUUUUUUGUUUCUUUUUACAUUUAAAUCAAGCUGCCUGUGUGUUCAAUGAAGAUGCAAUGAGACACCUUUUAAUUUACAUCUUGCAGCAAAAUCUCAUGCAGUUGUUUGUAUUAGAUCAUUCUCAAGCCUUUCAUCUUGAAACAAUAUAGAAGCAGAUCUUUAGACCAGCAUUACGAGUCAAAAAUGUUAAAUGUGAAAUCUAUUUUGGAAAGAAUGACAGAUUGGAGACAACUGAACAAAGAGUAAAUUUGAUUUUAUGUUUGUUAAAUUCUGUACAUCAGAAGAAAAUGUUUGUAAUAAACUCAGAAAUGCAAGGAAAAUGUCUAUGAAAAGUAAAAUAUUUCAUGUAAGUAAAAAUGUCAAGUAACAUAUUACAGUUGUUUUGUAAUUCAAACAUAGGAAACAUACGUAAAAUUAUGUUAAAUUAAAAAAAAAAAAAUCUUGCUGUCACAAAAGAGGUAUGCAUUCUGGCACCAUGUGUAUUAAUGAAUUAAUAAAUUUGAUCUAACACCAAAGUGUGACUGCAUUUUUAACAAACAUGAGAAACAUGUUUAGUUUUAAAUUCUGAAUUGCAGCUUCCAAAUGCAAGAGUCCAAAUGUAACAUUCCAGGCUCCUUUUAGAAAAAAUAUGAAUUAUGAGUCCAGAUGGCAUGAGUUGACGAGUAAGAUUUAAUCAAGAUAAUACUUGAACAAAAUACAAAUAUGUAUUUAUGCAAUUGCUUUUCUUCCUGUUGCAUCUGUCCAUAUCCGUAAUUGCAGUGUGGAAUUUUGUUAUUUCUGUUUCUUCUUAGGUUUCACAUGCAUGUUUUUUUUUCUACAAUGUUGAAGAAUCUAAAAAAAAAAAGAUUAAAACCCCACCACAAAUUAACAUCAGUGAGAUCUCUUGUAAGCUCAAAUAAAAAGUGUUUUUUGUUUUACUCAA
Molecule: messenger RNA, 2750 nt
Organism: Onychostoma macrolepis
Lineage: Eukaryota; Metazoa; Chordata; Actinopteri; Cypriniformes; Cyprinidae
Gene: grik6
Product: probable glutamate receptor
Exons: 10
Coding region: 254-1648 (464 amino acids)
Biological process (GO): synaptic transmission, glutamatergic; modulation of chemical synaptic transmission; monoatomic ion transport
Cellular component (GO): dendritic spine; AMPA glutamate receptor complex; postsynaptic membrane
Molecular function (GO): transmitter-gated monoatomic ion channel activity involved in regulation of postsynaptic membrane potential; AMPA glutamate receptor activity
Source: RefSeq, a predicted model, not a curated record